This is a messenger RNA of Spinacia oleracea (spinach), 1256 nucleotides long. RefSeq lists its product as uncharacterized. Gene Ontology annotation, biological process: ribosome assembly. Gene Ontology annotation, molecular function: RNA binding. The record is from RefSeq and is a predicted model, not a curated record. The transcript has a single exon. Gene Ontology annotation, cellular component: nucleus. The coding region runs from base 470 to 1039 and encodes 189 amino acids. Lineage: Eukaryota; Viridiplantae; Streptophyta; Magnoliopsida; Caryophyllales; Amaranthaceae.
CAAGGAGAGUGUGAAGAUCUAUUCAAUGAGUACAAAAUUCAACAUCACCGUUUUUCGCCUUAUCGCCCGCAAACUAAUGGGGCAGUCGAAGAAGCCAACAAGAAUGUCAAAACCAUCAUCAUGAAAAUGACAACCAAUUACAAAGACUGGCCCCAGAAGCUGCACUUUGCAUUAUGGGGGUAUAAGAUAGUUUACAAAAAGGUAGAGAAUAAUAAAAAAAUAAAAAUAUAUAUAUUUUUGAAAAAUAUUUUAGGCGGGAAAAUUUUACACCAUAGUAAUAGGUAGAUUUUACCUUUACACAUACAAAGGGGCAAAAGCAAUAAAAAUAAAUCAAGUAGAGACUUAAAAAUAAACGUGAUCUCUCUCUAAAGUCUGAACCCUCCCAAAUUUGACCAAAGUGAACCGGUAUUCCCUAAAACCCUAAUCGCCGCCGUUGACGCCGCCUCAAUAACCACCAUCGUACUAGAACAUGAGAACCCUAGACGAGCAAGAAACCACCAUCGUGUUCGAGAAACUCUUCAAGUUCGUCGGCAACAACCUCAAGAACAUCGUCGACAAUCCAUCCUACGAAGGGCCCGCACAAGACCCGCUCCCAGGCCGGUACUGCUUCCGCCUCCAGAAGAAUCGUGUGUACUACGCUAGUGAAUCACUCGUGAAACGCGCAACAAACGUUUCGAAGGAGCUGCUGGUUUCACUGGGUGUACAAGUGGGGAAGUUCACCCACAGUGGGAACUUCCAUCUGACAAUUCACGCUCUAUCUCUCUUGGCCCCGAAUGCGAAGCACAAGGUAUGGCUUAAACCGACCUCAGAGAUGUCGUUUUUGUAUGGGAAUGCUGUGUUGAAGGCUCAUUUAGGGAGGAUUACUGAAGAUAUAAAUGGUGGUGAUGGUAUUGUUGUUUAUUCAAUGUCUGAUGUUCCUUUGGGUUUCGGAAUCGCCACCAAAUCGACCAAGGAUGUUCGUAAAUCAGACCCGCAAACUAUGGUGGUCAUUCAUCAAGGUGAUAUUGGUGAGUAUUUGAGGUUGGAGGAUGAGCUUUGAUUUUUGUUAGUGGAUAUGUAUGCUUUGUGAUAAAUUAUUUCACAAAUAUGAUCACAAUGUUAAACUAUAAUGUUUAAUUUUAAUGCUAAUCACCUGAGUCCUGAGCUGCAAUAUAUAAUCCAUCCUGAAGUGUAUUAAUUGAAUUGAUACUUGUAUUGAAUUGAUUGGUAUUAAGCUAAACUGAGGAAUUGAAGUUUAAGAGUGCUUAUUUGGAGGA